AUGGCGGUGAAUGCUGAUCUUCCAUAUCAGGAACCAUGCAUACUUAUGGUCCAAUCAGUCAUACGGGACAGCUUCCGCCGGGUCUUACUAUGCCGCCUGCUGGUUGGUCGUAUGCAUGAUUUCGGUAAACCUCCAAAGCAUUUCCCCGCGUUAAAAACGCUUGGUAUAUAUUGCGGAUGGCUCGUUUAUUAUCUUCUUAAAUUUUUGUCGCAUUCUAUUCUUUUUUCUCGUAAUCUUGAUUGUUCAUUUCGUUGCUUUCCUACCAUUACCAUUUGCCAGAGCAAUCGUAUUCAAGUCUACGCGUUGUCAAGCCUCAAUUUUCCUUCCAUAUAUGUGCUUCUAAGGCUCUAA
Messenger RNA from Lindgomyces ingoldianus, 351 nucleotides. RefSeq lists its product as uncharacterized. Bases 1 to 351 code for a protein of 116 amino acids. The transcript is spliced from 3 exons. The record is from RefSeq and is a predicted model, not a curated record. Lineage: Eukaryota; Fungi; Ascomycota; Dothideomycetes; Pleosporales; Lindgomycetaceae.